Molecule: messenger RNA, 4275 nt
Organism: Anguilla anguilla (European eel)
Lineage: Eukaryota; Metazoa; Chordata; Actinopteri; Anguilliformes; Anguillidae
Gene: arhgef25a
Product: Rho guanine nucleotide exchange factor (GEF) 25a
Exons: 17
Coding region: 269-2482 (737 amino acids)
Biological process (GO): axon guidance
Cellular component (GO): cytoplasm; plasma membrane
Molecular function (GO): guanyl-nucleotide exchange factor activity
Source: RefSeq, a predicted model, not a curated record
AGUGUACAGAGGAAUGACAAAGUUAGGGGCAGGAGAGAAAAGGAGGAGAAGAGAGAGAGAACAUGUUUCCUCUGCACGGGUAAAUUAUUGAUGUGGAUGAGCGUUCCUGAGUGUCAGACACACAGGAGCCCCUGCUGGGGCUGAGGAUUCCAGCGAGAACACUCCAGAGCAGCCCAUGAAGAGAGAGUGAAAGAGAGAGAGAGGGGAGAAGAAGAAGAAGAAAGCAAAGAGAGACGAGGAGGAGAAGGGCAAGGAGACCGAAAUCAGGAUGAGAGCUCUGCAGAAGACCCAGGGGCGCACGGACCAGGCGCUGGGCGCGAUGGCGGACAUGCUGACCUCCGUGACCCUGCCCCGGCAGCAGCAGCAGCAGUGGGUUUCAGAGGCCAGGAAAGAGCGCCUCCUGGUGGCCGAAGAGGCCCAGAAUGCCGAGCAGGGGGACUGGGGUCCCGGGGCAGUGGGCUGGGAGCGGGGAUCCUCAGACAGUCUGGAGAGCAGUGACAGACCCGGGGAAGAAUCCUACUCUGUGGGGGGCAGCGAGGGCAGCAUCUCCACCUCUGUGGCGUCGCUGCCCCCUCAGGCCUCGGGAAGCUCCGCCCCCAGCUCUCCCGGCUCCCGCCGCUCCGUCAGCACUCUCAAGAAGUGGCUGACCAAUCCCGUGCGCAAGCUGAGCUCCGCGGGCGUAGCCGGGGGCGGAGCCAAGGCGGAGCGUCAGGCGCGCAGGCCGGAGGGCAAGCCUCCCACUCCCCGGCAGAGCCAGGACCUGGGCCCCUCUGGGGGGCCUGAGGAGGCCUUCACCAUCCUGCCUACUGCUGACAAAGAGCCGGAGUGGAGGGACGGUCCAGUAAGGACUGAAGGGGAGGAGCACACUCUGACUCACAGCUACCUGUCAGAGCUACUGCAGGGAGACGGCACACUCACACACACACAGGAUAAUCAUUCCACCAAUCCUCAGGCAGAUGACGAUGGCUCCACCUUUAUGGAUGACACGUCCAGCCAAUCGUCGGCCACGAUAGACAGCGAGGAAGAGAGGAGGAGUGCCUUGGAGAAGAGCAUGUAUGUACUGAAUGAACUCAUAGAGACAGAGAAGUUGUAUGUGGAAGAUCUCGCCCUCAUUGUGGAAGGCUACAUGACCACUAUGAACACCAAGGGAGUUCCUGAGGAUAUGAAGGGAAAGGACAAGAUUGUGUUUGGGAAUAUUCACCAGAUUUACGACUGGCACAAAGAUUAUUUCCUGGAAGAGCUGAAGAAGAGUGUCUCUGAGCCAGAGAGGCUGGCACAGCUCUUCAUCAAACACGAGCGACGGCUCCACAUGUAUGUGGUUUACUGUCAGAACAAACCCAAGUCUGAGCACAUUGUGUCCGAGUACAUAGAGACCUACUUUGAAGAACUGAAACAGCAGCUGGGACAUCGCCUGCAGCUGAACGACCUGCUCAUCAAACCUGUACAACGAAUCAUGAAAUACCAGCUCCUGCUGAAGGACUUCCUGAAUUACUACACCAAGGCUGGGAUGGACACAGCUGAGCUGGAGAAAGCGGUGGAGGUGAUGUGCUUCGUGCCUAAGCGCUGUAACGAUAUGAUGAACGUUGGGCGCCUGCAGGGAUUUGAGGGGAAGAUCACGGCUCAGGGGAAGCUGCUGCUGCAGGAUACCUUCACGGUGACAGAGCAGGAGCACAGCUUCCUGUCCCGAGCCAAGGAGAGGCGGGUCUUCCUUUUCGAGCAGAUUGUCAUAUUCAGCGAACCAAUCGACCGCAAGAAGGGCUUCUCUAUCCCUGGCUAUGUCUUCAAAAACAGCAUCAAGGUCAGCUGUCUGGGCGUAGAGGCGUGUGUGGAGGGGGACCCCUGCCGCUUCGCCCUGACCUCCCGCGGAGCCGACAGCGCCGUGCUGCGCUUCGUCCUGCAGGCCGCCGCACCCGAGAUCGGCCAGGCCUGGGUCUGCAGCGUGGGCCAGAUCCUGGAGACCCAGCGCAACUUCCUCAACGCCCUGCAGUCCCCCAUAGAGUACCAGCGACGCGAGAGCAAGUCCAACAGCCUGGGCCGGGCCAUGCGGGCCCCGGUCGCCUCCGGCUCCGCCCUCCGCCCCCACUCCUCUGCCUCCAUCGACCGCCAUCGCCUGCCCUGCCUGCAGUCCUACAACAGCUCCCUGCCCUCCCUCUACCUGCCCAGCCACGCCCCGCCGGAGCCACGCCCACAGCCUGAGUCUACGUCCGUGCAUCACAUCCCCAUGGAAUCCAACCCUGGCUCCCAGACGGUGUCCCCUGCCCACGUGCACCUGGCUUUCACAGAGCAGUCGGGCCUGCCCCUCGCCCCCCAGCACUGCCAGGGCGUGCCCAACGGGCUGGGCACCCACGCUCACCUGACCACACAGAGAGGGAGCAAGGGUUGCCAUGGCGUUCCUUUGGGGGAGGGGGGACUGUGCUCGGCUGGUUCCCCCGCGGAGCACAGACGUGGCAAGCUGGCUCUCCUGGACGAGGACGAACUCUAAACGCACAGACUCCCCUGCGAGCGAGCUGCUCGGCGGUGGUUCCAGCGCGGUCCAGAAGUGGUCUGAGCGCUCUCCCGUGCUCGACCGCACCUGAAAUAGUCAUAGUUUAAAAUAAUGAUUCCCGCUGUUAUUAUUGUGGUUGAUAUUAUUUUCUAUUUUAUUUUCUAUUUUAAAUUUUACUUAUUUACAGAGGGUGAGGAUGGUCUCAGAUGGUAAAGACUUUGUGCUUUUUUGUAUCGAGCCAUCGGAGACGAGACAUUUUGCAAAAUCUAUUUUUUAUCCUUUACUUUAUAUCUUUAUCAGCGUGUUCAAGGGAAAAAUUGUUCAUUCCUGAAUCGGGAGGCCACUGGAGUAGGAAUUCUGUGUGUGUGUGUGUGUGUGUGUGUGUGUAUGCCUGCUUAUGCAUGCGUGUGUAUACGCAUGUGCACGUGCACAUUUCUGUGCUCGCUCAUGCAUGUGUGUCUGCGUGAGUGCGUGCGUGUUUGUGUGUGUCUGGGUGUGCACGUAUUAUGCAUACAGGGACGAGUGGCCGAUCUCUCUACAAGAAUGAUUUGAAUGUCCCCUCGCCAAAAUACUCCACUAAUCAAGAGGACAGCUCUUGGACCCGAGUCAGACCACCCUCGCCCUGCUCUGUCUCCUGUCCUGAUUGGCUGGUUCUGGAGUAUCCCUGUUCAGCGUAAGGCCACAGGAAACAGCUCUACUAAAGCUGCUUUCAGCACAGCGCCCCCUUCUCCUCCAAGGGUGCACAGCAGCAACAAUUAAAAGACGCCUGUAUCGACGGAAAAACAGACGACAGAUACCUUUCAACGUCUGUAUAUAAAUGUCCCGGAGACUGAUGGCUCCUUGGAAUUCCUGUUUCUGUGGAACAGAGGCUGCACUGUUUGUGUCUGCUCACAGAGAGAGCUCUGAGCCCUGACCUGGGUGGGGGCUGCCUUCUGAUCUUCUGAUAGCAGACCAUUAGAGCGGACAGACUGCUUCUGACUCACUGAGGUCACUCAGGGGUCACUACCUUUGGAGAAGAGCCACCUGAGCUUUCAGGCAAACGGACGGACGGACGGGGGCGGGGGGUGGCACGGGAAGGGUUGUGCCAGAGAGAGAGGGGCGUUCCUGUCACGCAUGCGUCCCGUCAUUUUGUUUGGGAUAGCUAGUGAUGGGUAUUCAUGUUUUUUUCCCCCCCAUUGUAAAUAUUGUUUAUUUGCAAAACAAGGUGAAAUUAAUCAAGCUCUCAUUCAUCAGUAAGAGACAGAGCAGCGGCCUGUACAGUUAAAGUGGAUGUGUGUCAGACAACCAGAGAACACACGCACAUACACACACACACACACACACACAUUACAGAUAAAUAAUGGAAAUGAUCCUUUAUAAAAUUUAAUGUUCCAAAAAUUGGGAGUUCAAAUUUGAAAAAAUAUUUAAAGAAAAUAAUUUGUGUUGAGUUAUGAAUAGAAACAUAUAUGCUAUGUUUUGAAUAUAAAUGAACUUAACAGGUCUCUCUGAUGCCCGGCACCUGAAGCACACAUUGUACAUUUUUCUUUAUCAUACAGUUUGCUUCCCUGUCUCUUCAUAUAUUUUACUGAGCUGGUCAGCUGGACAGUUGGUAUUGCUGUUUGUGUAUGCUCUUUUCUGUGGACAUCAGUGUGAGGGUAAGGGAGAGGGGGUGUUAAACUAAUAGCAACAAUGUGCAUUGUCUUGUGCUCUGAGUAGCCAUUUUAAGCUUGUGUCACUCAGUGAACUCAGAGUUUACUCAAAUCAAUUAAAAUGUAACCAUUACUAAUUAAAAUAUACUGAGUGGAAUGUGA